AUGAGUCUGCAAGGUUAACUUUGUAUUUUAUGUCAUUAAUCUUGACGUUUGAGUGAAAGUGACUCUCCUGUAUGUUUUUGUGUAUAUCUCAGAUCCUGAAGGUGUCACCACCGCUUUGGCUGCCCUCCUCAGCCUCUCCUGGUGUGGGGGACUCUGUGGCAGGACUCAGUCUCUCCUGGUGUGGAGGGCUCCUCUGUGGAUUUCCUCCUCAGCCUCUCCUGGUGUGGGGGACUUGUCUGUGGCUGUAUUCAGUCUCUCCUGGUGUGGGGGACCCCUCUGUGGCUGUAUUCAGUCUCCCCUACUGUAG
This is a messenger RNA of Xyrichtys novacula (pearly razorfish), 307 nucleotides long. Lineage: Eukaryota; Metazoa; Chordata; Actinopteri; Labriformes; Labridae. The record is from the annotation of a GenBank genome assembly.